CAGUGCCAGCAGCAGCAUGCGUGUUCACGUCAUCAGGUUGCGUCCCGGGACUGAGGUGACAGAGGAACUGCAGCGGUUGGCGCGGGAGGAGCUGCAGGCAGGAGGUUGUGUGCUGACCUGCGUGGGCUCGGUUACGGGCAUCACCCUGCGCUUUGCUUCACAAGACACCGGCGGCGACAAUAAGAUUCAAAGCUUCAAGGGCCAUUACGAGGUGCUGAGUCUGGUUGGAACCUUGACAAAGGAUGGCCUGCACCUGCACACUUGCUUGGGGGACAAAGAUGGCAAGACCAUCGGUGGUCACGUCAUGGGUGACAUGGUCACCUACACCACCAUGGAGCUCGUCAUCGGCGUCAUGGAAGACUUUGUCCUCACAAGAGAGUUCGACGAGGAAACCAAAUUUGAUGAGCUGGUCGUCACACCUGCUAAGUAAAGGAAAUUUAACGAGUAACCGUUUGAUCUGGAUAGAAUAUUUCAACGUAAAGCUGUUGUUAAUGUAUUUUAGAUAUUUUAGACAAAUGUCGGUAGCACUUUAAAAAUGUAAAAU
This is a messenger RNA of Hyalella azteca, 544 nucleotides long. Its product is annotated as bifunctional protein GlmU-like. The transcript has 3 exons. Lineage: Eukaryota; Metazoa; Arthropoda; Malacostraca; Amphipoda; Hyalellidae. The record is from RefSeq and is a predicted model, not a curated record. Bases 17 to 430 code for a protein of 137 amino acids.